AUGGAAUUUAUCACUUCAUUUGUUGGUUCAAUUUCUGAAAUUAUUUUCACCCGCUUGUUUGAUGCAGCAGGACGUCAGAUUGGCUACCUGCUUAAGUACAAUGACAACAUCGAAACUUUACAAAAGCAAGCUCAGAAACUCAAGGCUACCAGAGACAGCAUGCAAUUGAGAAUUGAUGCUGCUGAAAAAAACAGAGAAAUUAUCUUACCUGAUGUCCAAUGCUGGAUAUCUGAAGUUGAUAAUGUCUCUGCAGAAGCGGAAGAGUUUUUGGAGGAUGAACGCAAUGUGAACAAGAUGUGCUUCAAAGGGUGGUGUAUUGAUGUCCGAUCGCGUUACCGAUUCAGCAAGGCGGCAAAGCGGAAGAUAACGGUGAUCACUCAGCUCCAAGAAGGUGGAACAUUUCAAGCUAUAUCUCAGCCUGCUCUUCCUCCUUCAAGCAUUAUCGUUCCAACUGUUGGAUUUUCUGGAAUUUUUGAAUCCAGAGAAUCAAACAAGAAUGAAAUUAUGGAAGCCUUGAAAGAUGACAAGGUCAGCAUAAUUGGAAUAUGUGGGAUGGGGGGUGUGGGUAAGACCACACUGGUGAAACAAAUUGGCAAACAAGCUGAGGAAGAGAAAUUGUAUGAUUCAGUAGUUUUUGUGGUUGUGUCUCAAACCCCCAAUGUCAUUGAAAUUCAAAAAGCAAUUGCUUACAAGCUAGAUCUGAAAUCAUUAUCGGAUUGUCCUGAAUCAGCACGAGCAAGUUCCCUGUGGGAGAGAAUUAAGAAGGAGAAACGAAUCCUCAUAAUAUUGGAUGAUGUUUGGGGAAGAAUUAAAUUGGAGGAGAUUGGUAUUCCUUUUGGGAAGGAUCAUAGAGGUUGUAAGAUCAUGCUUACCUCUCGAAGCAAAUAUGUGUGUGAUGAGAUGGAUUGCAACAAAAUAUCUAUUGUUGGAACUUUAUCAAAACAGGAAUCGUGGGAGCUAUUCAAGGAGCUUGUCGGAAUGGAUGUUGAAAAUUCUAUAUUAAGCCCAAUUGCAAGAGAAGUAGUCGCUGAAUGUGAUGGCUUACCGAUUGCAAUUGUGACAAUAGCAAGGGCAUUAAAGAAUAAAAAUGAGGAUGUGUGGAUUGAUGCGGCACGACAACUAAAAACGUCUACUCCAACAGAUAUCUCAGGGAUGCAAGGAAGUGUGAUUUCAUCUUUGGAGUUGAGCAUCAAAUAUCUAGAAAGUGAGGAUGCAAAAUCAUUGUUCUUUUUUUGUAGCGUGUUUCCAGAGGAUUUUGAAAUCCCAAUUGAAGUUUUAGUUACAUAUGGAGUGGCUUUGAGGUGGUUCAAAAAUGUUGAGACAAUGAAGGAUGUUAGACACAGAGUGCAUGCUAUUGAGAAAAUUGCAAGGAAACGACUAAUUGAAGAAAAAGUAAAAGCAGAAAAGUGAAAAGGAUUAAACACCAACUGAGACAAUGAUGGGAUCGAUGGAAAGCUAGCAGGGGAGACAUGUUUCAUAAGCUCGUUUAAUCAAGGCCAAGGAAGAUCUUCCUGCUAAAAUCAACGGCCUUAGGCUUCCCGUCGAUACCAUCUGCCGCAACCCUAACGACUUUGAGUUCGACAAAGAAGCAUGCUCAUGCAGUGGCGAAGGAAGAUCUUCCUGUUAAAAUCAACGGCCUUAGGCUUCCCAUCGAUACCAGCUGCCGCAACCCUAAAGGCUUUGAGUUUGACAAAGAAGUGUGCUCAUGGCAGUGGGGAGUACAGGGCAAGGAAUUGUAGCAGAAAAGGAAAAGCAGACAAGCUGAAGAGGUGGGCAAUUUCAGUGUGGCAAGGUUGCACGCUGAUGGCAACUUAGCAGAUGAGAUACUUGUCAUAUGCCAAAUUAAUUUGUCAUACUGAUACAGUUCUUUUCUUUUUGAACAUAGAGUAUUAAGAAAACAUUCAUUUGGUUGAAAUUUGUGAUGCAAAAUUUAGGGGAAAAUAAGCUUGAAAACAGGUAUGUUAACAAAUUGCCAUCAAUGUAUUCUCAUUAUUACAUUACGUGUAAGCUCAAAUGACUUAGUGAUCAAAUAUAAAGGAAAUAAUCAUGAACAAGAAAGGAGAAAAGGCGGAUGUUUGCAUCAACAGAGAAGAUGGUGUUCCUAGCUUAAAUAAGAUGAAACUUACUUUGUUUCAGAAGAGGAUUUAUCCACAGUUCUCUAUUUCUACUACUAGGUCAAGAAUCUGUCUGCUGGAGAGAAUAUUUAGGCAAGAUGCAUAAAUAUCAAGGCUGCCUGUUUCUAUCAUACAGGCCCUAGUAUCAACAAUUGGAUGACGUGAUUCAGAAAGCGUUGGAGAAUUUCCCUAAGCCUGAUGAGGUAAUGAAAUUCUUUAGUGCCUAUGGAGUACUAGUCAGUUAUGUUGAGAAUACUAGUGAUCCGUAAAGAAGACCAGAUGGAGGAGUGCAGAACUUGAAAAGCUGUGGAUUUGGCAACAAUCAUACUCUGAUUUGUCAGUCGAGUAGUGCCUGUGCAAUGGUGGAAGCCUGACAAUGAUGAAGUUCUCGUUGAGCUCGGCUAGAAGGGUGUUAAGAGUCUUCUUGUAGUACCAGUCAGCUUUGUGAGUAAGCACAUAAAAAGAAUACCAACUACAUAUUUUUUUAGGCUUCCUGUCGAUACCAUCUGCUGCAACCCUAACACUUUGAGUUUGACAAGGAAGUGUCCUCAUGGCAGUGGUAUGUGCUGCUUUUCUCUUCUAUCACAACUUUAGUUAAUGUUUUUUUGUUAGUUUGCUCAUUUUCCAUCAAUGUGGUGGGUUUAGUUAGGUUGGGCCGUCUUUUCUAUAACAAAUGAACUUUGAUUUAACUAUCUAGAGAUGGACAAAAUCUGAAGCGUAAUUAAUUGUAGUAGAAGUAAGAGCAGAAGGAUCACCUGAAAUACAUCAACUGAGACAUGAUUCUGCUAUGCAUACUGGUUUGAAUCUUGUUCAAAUUUUUAUAAUUAGAAUCAAAUUUAACAUUAAUUUUAUAUUGAUUAAAGUUCAUUUCCUAGCAAUGCAAGAGCUUGGCAUGUUUAUGUAAGAAUUCAAUUCAAUUGUAAAUAUUUAUACUAUUUGAACAAUUUUUAGAUGUAAAAUACUUUCUUCUUUCUUCACUGGCUUGAUGCCCCCUUACCAUAAUCACAACAUAGUCUGUUUAGAUUCACAUCAGAAAAAUGGUAACAGGAAAUGCAGGGAAAUACAGAGCAUGGAAUUGUAGCGGAAACAGAAAAGCGGACAAGAUGAAGAGUUUUUAGAUAUCAUUUGCAAUUUAUAGUCUGUUGAAUUUUGAUUCAUUAAUUUUUUUCCUAGAAAUAUCAUCGAAUAAAAUCCUUAUUGCAACAUUAAUGAUUAUGCAUUAUCAAUAUCACAAACAGGUGGGCAUUUUCGGUGUGGCAAUGGGCAUGCUGAUGGACGCUUAGCAAAGCAGACACAUGUCAUAUGCUGAUAUAAUUUUGCAUGAAGAAGGCAUACAUGUAGUUGAAAAUUUGUAUGGAAAACUGAGGUGAAAACAAGUUUGGAAACAGAAGAAAGAAUCAUGAAUGAGAAAGGAGAAACGGCUGCUGCUUGCAUCAACAAUUGGGUCAAGCAUCUGUGUUCUGAAGAGAAUGUCUAGGGAAUAUGCAUAUAUAUCAAGGCUGUUUCUAUCAUACAGUCCUGGUAUCCACUAGAGGUUACAUCAAGUCUAUGGCUGACAUGAUUCAGAAAGAGUUGGAGAAUUCUCUAAGCCUGAGGAGUAUCAUUUACUUAUGUUGAGAACGCUGAUGAUCUGUAGAAAGACCAGAUGGAGACGUGCAGAACUUGAAAGUCUGAGGAUUUGACAACAAUCAUACUUUGGCAUGCCAGGUUGGGCACUAUAAUGUUUGGUUGGUUAAUUCCUACACUGAUGAAGUUCUUGUUGAGCUUGGCCAAAAAGUUUUUAUAAGUCUUCUUGCAUUUCCAAUCAGCUUUGUGAGUGAACGCAUAGAAACAUUUAAGAGAGAUUUGCAAGGAGUACGGGGAGUUAGCUCUUGAAUCCAGCAUUCAAAAGUGGGGACAUGUACCUGCCCUCAACAAACAGAACAAAUAACAUGAAUGAGAAAGGAGAAAAGGCUGCUGCUUGCAUCAACAGAGAAGAUUGUGUUCCUAGCUUAAACAAUAUGAAACUUAACUUUGUUUCAGCAGAAGUUUUUAUCCACAGUCCUCUAUCUCUACAACUGCGUCAAGCCUCUGUGUUCUGAAGAGAAUAUCUAGGGAAGAUGCAUACCUAUCAAGGAUUUCUGUUUCUAUCAUAUGGUUCUGUUGUCAACGAGAAGGUUACAUCAAGCCUGUGGCUGACUUGAUUCAGAAAGAGUUGGAGAAAUUCUCAAGUCCUUAGUGGUCAUGAUAUGCUUUAGUUCCUAUGGAACCUUAAAGGCCAAGGAGUUGACAAUGAUCAUACUCUGACAAUGAUCACAUAUUCAUGAAAUCAUUUUAUAGUAUUGGAUCCUGUUAGUGAUGCCUGUCAAGAAAAUAUUUUACUAUUAGAUCUAACACUGUCUUGAGAGAAAAUUGUAACUGUGAAAGUACUAUUAGAUCUAAUGCUAUAAAUGGUUAAUGUUUAUUAUUA
Molecule: messenger RNA, 4563 nt
Organism: Mangifera indica (mango)
Lineage: Eukaryota; Viridiplantae; Streptophyta; Magnoliopsida; Sapindales; Anacardiaceae
Product: probable disease resistance protein At1g61310
Exons: 19
Coding region: 1-1410 (469 amino acids)
Molecular function (GO): ADP binding
Source: RefSeq, a predicted model, not a curated record